CCUUUGUCAUGAACCAGCCUGCCCCUGGGGUACCCCCCGCACCCCGCCGGGUGCGGCUGAAGCCCUGGCUUGUGGCCCAGGUUAACAGCUGCCAGUACCCAGGGCUUCAGUGGGUCAACGGGGAGAGGAAAUUCUUCUACAUCCCCUGGCGCCACGCCACGCGGCACGGCCCCAGCCAGGAUGGUGACAACACCAUCUUCAAGGCCUGGGCCAAGGAGACGGGCAAGUACACAGAAGGCGUGGAUGAGGCUGACCCAGCCAAGUGGAAGGCCAACCUGCGCUGUGCCCUCAACAAGAGUCGGGACUUCCGCCUCAUCUACGAUGGGCCCCGUGACAUGCCGCCCCAACCCUACAAGGUCUAUGAGGUCUGCUCCACUGGCCCUGCACUCACAGAUGCACAGCCCAGUGAGGACCACACUUUUGGAGUAGGAGAGGAGGAGGAGGAGGAAGAAGAGGAGCUUCAGAGAAUGUUACCAGGCCUGAGCCUCACAGGGCAGCCUGGCCCUCCCAUGGGACCCUAUCCUGUACCCAAAGAGGAGCUCAAAUGGCCCCCCACUCUCCAGCCCCCUGUGGUGCCGGCCCCUGCCACUCCAGAGUCCACCGUCCUGCCCCCUCCUCCUGGCAAUCCGGCUCCAAGGUUUGAGGAGCUGCUCCCAGAAGACCUGCUGAGCCUGGAGUCGGGGCCCUUGGCCACCAACCUGCCUCCCGGAGGCGAACAGAUCCUGCCCGACCUGCUGAUCAACCCCCACAUGCUGCCCCUGACUGACCUGGAGAUCAAGUUCCAGUACCGGGGCCGGCAGCCCCGCACCCUCACCAUCAGCAACCCGCACGGCUGCCGGCUCUUCUACAGUCAGCUGCAGGCCACGCAGGAGCAGGUGGAGCUCUUCGGCCCGGUGAGCCUGGAGCAGGUGCGCUUCCCCAGCCCCGAGGACAUCCCCAGCGACAAGCAGCGGUUCUACACCAACCAGCUGCUGGACGUGCUGGACCGCGGCCUCAUCCUGCAGCUGCAAGGCCAGGACCUGUACGCCGUGCGCCUGUGCCAAUGCAAAGUGUUCUGGAGCGGGCCCUGCGCGGAGGCCCACGCUGCGCACCCCAACCCCAUUGCACGCGAGGUCAAGACCAAGCUCUUCAGCCUCGAGCAGUUCCUCCACGAGCUCAUCCUGUUCCAGAAGGGCCAGACCGAUACCCCACCGCCCUUCGAGAUCUUCUUCUGCUUCGGGGAAGAGUGGCCGGACCGCAAACCCCGCGAGAAGAAGCUCAUCACCGUGCAGGUGGUGCCUGUGGCCGCUCGUUUGCUGUUGGAGAUGUUCUCCGGGGAACUUUCCUGGUCGGCAGACAGCAUCCGGCUGCAGAUUUCAAACCCAGACCUCAAGGACCGCAUGGUGGAGCAGUUCAAGGAGCUCCACCACCUCUGGCAGGCCCAGCAGCGGAUGCAGCCUGUGGUUCAGGUCCCUCCUGGGCCGGUCCCUCCAGGGCCAGUCCCUCCUGGGCCAGGCCUUGGGGCUGACCAGGGGCCCUGGCCCAUGCACCCAGCGGGCAUGCAGUGA
This is a messenger RNA of Elephantulus edwardii (Cape elephant shrew), 1547 nucleotides long. RefSeq names its product interferon regulatory factor 5 (gene IRF5). Gene Ontology annotation, biological process: regulation of transcription by RNA polymerase II; immune system process. The transcript is spliced from 8 exons. Gene Ontology annotation, molecular function: protein binding; DNA-binding transcription factor activity, RNA polymerase II-specific; RNA polymerase II cis-regulatory region sequence-specific DNA binding. Gene Ontology annotation, cellular component: nucleus. Bases 9 to 1547 code for a protein of 512 amino acids. NCBI's taxonomy places the organism in Eukaryota, Metazoa, Chordata, Mammalia, Macroscelidea, Macroscelididae. The record is from RefSeq and is a predicted model, not a curated record.